This is a messenger RNA of Eriocheir sinensis (Chinese mitten crab), 2524 nucleotides long. RefSeq names its product homeobox protein 5-like. Bases 861 to 2171 code for a protein of 436 amino acids. NCBI's taxonomy places the organism in Eukaryota, Metazoa, Arthropoda, Malacostraca, Decapoda, Varunidae. The transcript has 5 exons. The record is from RefSeq and is a predicted model, not a curated record.
ACACACACACACACACACACACACACACACACACACCUGGCAGGGUUUAGUUUGGUCCCACCUUUAGUCUCGUACGGACACUUCCUUUUGGCUUUAGCGGUGUUGAUGGUGGUGACAACAAAGGAAAAAAAAAAAAUCCAACAACCAGCAAAUCACGAUCAAAGAGGACGAGGAAGACAACAACAACAACAACAACAACAACAACAACAACAACAACAAUGAUCACGAGAAAGAACAUGAUAGUUAAUAUUUUGACAAGUGAUAGUGCUGGCGACGAUGACGAAGAGUGACAAUGAAGAUGAUGACGAUGAUGAUGAUGAUGGUGAAAAUAACGACGACAAAGAUGAUAGUGAAUGUGAUUAGGCAGUGAACAAAAAAAAUAGUUGAAAAUUAAUAAGUUGUCUGCGAACGAUAAAAAUGUUAAUAAUGAUAAUGAUGAUGAUGAUGAUGAUGAUGAAGUGAUGAAUAGAAAAAAUAAUCCGCUAAGAAACAGAAGAUUUUUAGAAGGGUCCCGUCAACCAAUCAUUUAAUCAGUCAGUCAGUCAGUCAGUCCAUCCACUUACACCCCACAAAUGUUCAAGCCAAAUAACACCAGUCAGUAGUUAGACAGUCCUCCAAUCAGUCCGGCACUCAGUCAAUCAGUCAGGCACUCAGUCAAUCAGCUAGCCACCAAGUCAGCCAGCAAGUCAUCCAACACUCAUUCAACCAACCGAGAACUCAGGUAAUCAGUAAGUCAGUCAACCAGUCAGUCAGCCAGUCACCCAUUCAGUCAGUCAGUCAACCAGUCAGCCAUCAUUCACCCACAAAUUCACCCCAUCAGCCUCCCGCCCAGCCACUCCGUCACCCACCUAACCACAAGGAUGUAUAUGGCAACGCGUGCCAACCUCGACUACUGGUCCACCGAUAACUGCUGUCUUCGGUGGUCGCUGAGAACUGGAGCCAUCACCAUCGGGGUUCUGUGUCUGCUGUGGCAGUCGCUGAUGGUGACCUGCGGGGUGAUGAUGAUAGUGACAUGCACCGAGAACAUCACCACCACCACCACCACCACGGACAUCAACACCAUUAACACCAUCGUCAUCACACUUCCAGAUGACACCUCCUCCUCUGACCUUUUCGGAACUGUCAACGAGGUGAUUGGUGAUGAUAAUGGUGAUGAGGAAGCCCGGGAUAGUAACGUGGUGGUGAGAGACAUCGGUGGUGGUGGUGAUGAUGGUGGUGAAAAUGACAAAGGAGUGAUGGUGCGUCGUAGUGAUGGUGAUGUAAGAAGGAAAAUGGUGGUGAUGGACAGCAGCGGAGGUGGUGGUGGUGAUGAUGGUGGUGGUGAAGAGAAGACAGCGGCGGCGGUAUUGAUGACAGUGAGUGAUGAUGGUGGUGGCGGUGGUGAUGAUGCGGAGAGAAAGGUGAUGAGGGAAGAACAACGAGACGAGGAGGCGGAGAAGGAGGAGGAAGAGGAGGAGAACAGUGAAGGGAGAGUGAGGAGGAGGGGAAGGAGAAACGACAAAAACAGGGAAAACAACAAUAGAAUCAUAAACACCUACAAUGAAAAUAGGAACAACAAUACCAACACCACCACCAUCACCACCAACAGCAACAGUAGUAGCGAUAGCAACAGCAACACCACCACUACCACCACCACCAACAACAACAACAACAACAACAACAACAACAACAGCACUGCAGCUUCCAAGGGUUGCACGUUGAACAGCAUCGAGGAGGAGGACGUCAGUAAUGGCACGAACAGCAACAACUUCACCUGUCAUUGGCUACCUGGACCUGAGACGGAGGUGCUAGGCGUCUACAGCGAGGGGAAACUGGUGUUGGUGGCAUGUCUUUUAAUCGCCUACUCGGGAAUCUACGGAAUCCUGUCUUUGUGCGUGGUGGUGGGCUCCUUCACGAACUCCGUGUCACUGCUCCAGGGUUGGGUGGCGUUCACGGGCUUUCACAACAUUGUCAUCCUCGCCACGCUCUUCGUCCCUCUCCCCUUCACGACCCUCCCGCACCUCCUGCUCUCCAUCGCCUACUUCAUCCUGUCCCUGUACACGUGGGCGGUGGUAAAGUCGCACAUGCACGCUCUCAAGGUGGAGCUGAACAAACCUCUGCUACCCGAAGGUUCCAUCACGGACUAUACGGUGGACGGCGUGGAUGUGACGGAGAUACCGGUACAGGUGUAAUGACAAUAGUCAGAUAGGUACAUAGAUAGAUAGAGAUAGAAAGAAGAUAGUUAUUUACAUAGAGAAGACAUAUAUAUAAAGUAGAUAGAUUGAUAGAGAUAAGAUAGAUAACUAUUUAAACAUAGGUUUAUAGACAAGAUAGAAAUAGAUAUAUUUCCUGAGUAAAUGUAAUUCCACGGUUCGACUACUCAACUUAAAAAAAGAAUCAAGAUAAGAGAUAAAGAGGAAAGGGCAGAUGAAGAGAGGAACCGGCGAAAAUAAAAUCAAUGUUUAUUGUUUUUCUAGGAAGUUAAAAAAAUAUAUACAAUACAUGAACAGAAAAAAAAACAUUAAAGAAACGUGCAUCAUAAUAA